UCAAGAUAAUUUCUUUCCUACGGUCACACUUGCAGUGUCAAUGUUAUUAAUAUCGCCGGUCGUGAAACGGGCUCAUUUCAUUUUAGUUAUAUUUCCUUUUAUUUAUGUCUACCGAUAAUUUGAUUGGUAUGCUUGUUUGUGGUAUUAAAGUAGUAAUGAUGCGCGCUUCUCGUUUUAACAUUGUUGCAUUUGCCCGGUAAAGAGAACGCUUAAGCAGGGCAUGGACUAAAGCACAAACGUUUACCUCUCGCAGCAAACACGUGAAAUACACAUAAAAAAAAAAAAACAAAAUAAAAACUACGAUCAUGUCUGUGGGUUUGGGUUUCGAAGAGUUAAAUUUUUUGUUCAGUCCACCACAUGAGCGAUCGCAAAACGGAAUUAAUGACAAUUCGCAGACAAUACCCGCAAAUGGGCAGUUGUCAAAAAAGCGUCUCCAGGUCGCCGACCUCAUUGCCGCCAACGAUGAACUAGUGCGCCAGGUAAAAGAGUUUGAGGCACAACAGCAGCAGCUGAGCAGCGUAAAGCGAACUGCUAGCGAGGUAACUGAGUUGUACCAGCAGGAGAAAAAACAACGCAUCGAGCUCGAGCGCCGAGCGCUUGAAGAUAGUAAGCGUUGCUCUGAGCUGGAAAAGCAGCUGGACGUACAAAAGCUAAACUGCGAGCAGCUAGAGGAGCAAGCAAAAAUAAAGUGUCUGCCAGUUGAUGCUAAAGAUAUGGUCAUUAUUUUUAUGCAGCUGGCGCUGCGAAUUCUCGAUGACCCUAGUUCUAAUGGCUUAACGCGGGCCGAGCAUAAUAUGCUGCGCAAGCUAAAAGAUUACUGCAAGUCGGCAAAUAUUUGUUUACCUCCUUCGAAGAGCCCAACAAAGAAACGAACGAAAAUUUCGUCAACAACGCAAGCAACUUCAUCCACACAAACGCUGGACACGCAGAUUUUGGCACCCAGCAAGCCGGAAAUGUGCUCGAUUGCCGUACAGAGCGAAAGUUUUGUAACCACACGAGAUCAGGGCAUACAGCACAAGAACACCACAACAACACGCGGUACAACGACGGCAUCGUUCAUCAAAAUGCACGAUGUGGGCACCUGCUUUCCAGAGCCGAAGCCCCCUCUUAAUGCUUAUCAAAUAUUGGAAAAGAUACUCCCCUGGACUAUUGCGCCGCUGAGCCCCAUCAUUGAUCAGUCACCAACACCGGAAGCGUCGCCAAUGACUAGUAUCGGGACUUGCACAGAGUUGUGCAAUGUGUAUCGGGAGAUUGACUACCUCCCAGAACUGCCAGCUCAAUUGAAGCAUUCUGAUUCCAGACCACCAUCCCGAGCCAUGUAUGAUAGUGUCAAGGAUGAAUUGGCGCCGCCUUUUGAUGCAGCUGCACUUGAUGGCAAUAGCCACCACAUGGCCAAGGAGUUGCUCAGCUUUUUGCCGCAUAAUCAAAGCAUUCUAGCCAAAAUGCCAUCCCAGGUAUUCGAAGAGGUCUGGCAAGUUAUGGGCCAAAUGGUGUUUGUUGCCCUACAGAGUAGCUCUGCGAGUUCCAUUAGCCAGGCUGAUUUUCGCAGCUGGUUUGACACGCUGUACGAGAGCCACCAAGCUCAAAAUGUUGCAUGCAGCAAAAACAUUAGUAACAAAGAAACCAAAUUUAUGGCACCGGCAGAUGAAGGAUCACUACCUGAUGCUCACACAGAUCACAUAAAAUCACCGCCACCGAAAACAGAGCUAGACCUGACGCCCAUACGACUGCCGAUUAAACCUCUGUUCAGGGCAAUGCGAAAGCCCAACAUCAAACCAAAGAAAAGGAAACUAAAACCAUGCGCACGACGACAGUCACAGGCACAGCCGAAGCAGAAGGAAAUUUCGAGGCCCGCAUCACCCACAGAAACUGCAGUUAAUUUCCUAACCAAAUUAAAUGCUUUUCACAACCCUAACUGUGAUAACUUCGACAUUCAGCUGAACGCAGAGGAACGUCAAUUGCUGCAACUGACAUCUGCAACAGCAAAUACUAAACAGCCGCCGAUCACGCCUAUUGUUUGUGAGGAGUUUGCUCCACAAAGUCCUUUAUUAGACUUGUCCCAUAGUAUGGACACGCAAGUGAAUGAUGCAGUGGAACACGUAUCGUUGCAUAUCAGAUGUGCAGUAGAGGAUAAGUCACAUCCCAGCCAUUCACAGCCGUCAGUAAAACAUAUUGUUCCUGAACAAGUUGAUUCGCUACCUGCAGAUCAUUUAUUGGCGCUGUUUGGCAGUGAUUCGGAUUCGGAAGAUGAAACGAAUCAGGACAGGCAGGUGGCAAUUGCAGAAGCAAACACUGACAGCAAAAGUUCGAAGUCCAUGAAUUCAAUUAUCGUGAAUGAGGAAAUACACAAUGAUUACGUCGUCCAGCAUGAAGAUAUAGCGCCGAACACCAAUUUAGUCAUCAAUAAUGGCGACUUUCCCAGCGAUAAGGAAAACCUGCCAAAUGUGAAGCAGCCACCUGUGAAAUUUUGUGCUUAUGACCGCAAGCGAAAGCCAAGUACGAGUAGUUCAUCUGAGUCUCAGUCAGCAUCUAGUGAAGAAGAGAGUUUAGUCAUCAACAAUGGAGAUAUAAAACUUCAGCCUGUGACAGUUCCCUCCGAAAAACCCAUACGAGGAGUAAGCAAGCGCAUUGCACGCGAGGCAAAGUCGGCGAUAAGUGAGGAAUCAAUCGAUUCCGAUGAAAGUGUGAAUAAUAUCUCAGUGUCAAACGAUCUUCAGAGCGGUACGGAUGACCAUGAUACAAGCUCACAGGUUUCGAUUACUGCAGACAAAUUGGCUUUGAUAACUCCUGUUGAGCCCCAACAGACUGCAAAUGAGGAAUCAGACGAUUCUGAUACGAACAGUGCGGACAGGAAUUUAUUUAUCGCUUAUGCUGAUAUCCACAGCGACUUCGUGCACAACGAUGAGAUGUCGCCGAUGUCGAUAUUUAUUGAUAAACUGAAGCGGGAAACAUGUGACGAAUCAAGCGAUUCGGAUGUGGACAGCAUGGACAAAAGAUUAGUCAUCAAUGAUGACCUGCACGUGGAUUCUGAUAAUGAGGGAGAUAAAUGUUUUCAAAAUACCAUAGAAAGCCUGCCUGUGAUAAUACCCGAUGAUAAACGUAUGCGAAAAGCGAGCUCAUGUAGUUCAUCCGAUUCUCAAUCGGCGAUAAGUGAAGACGCCAUCGCUUCUGACGCAGAUUGUACGGACAAGAAUCUGGUCAUGGAACACCACGAUGAAGUCAAGCACCAAAAUCGAAAACGUAAGCGAAAUUCCAGCAUGAAUGGCUCUCCUGAGUCACAGCCCACUGAAAAGCGGCUCACGCGUUCGCAAGCCAAGCAGCUACUGAUGGAAGCUGAUAACCAAGACUCGAGCAACGUAACCGACGUGCAACUAAACUGCAUACAUGAGUGUUCCCCAAUGUCGCCCGUCGACUCAGCUAACUGUGAGGCGGAUGAUUGCGAGCCCAUCGAAAUUCCCCUGGAUGCACCCGAUAGCCAAAACAACUUGAGUGCGCCAAAGGCGCUGCUAUCCUACAUGAUUAACGCCCAUAAAGCUGAUAUUAAGCAAAGGAGUCAUCGAAAGCAGAAACCAAAUAAGAAACAAAUGGAUCAGCUGCAUUCUAAAAUAAUCGAUUACCUUAAACUCUCAGUGCCGUUGGAACUGACGUCUACCCAGUUGGCAGCAAUAGAUGACCCAGUACUUAUCAAUGUCCUAAUAUCUGGAUAUGGUGAACUGUCGGUCGAAGCAGGCGUCAAAGAUGUCCUAAUCUUGGAACGGCUGCUGACAAUGCUUAAGCAGUUUGACUGUGAGAGAUGCUCGUUUAUAGAACACUUCAUGAAGACGUUGGAGCAGCGUUUGUUCAACCCGAAAGACCGAUUGUCAGACCCCAUGGCACAUAAAUUUGUGAAACUCUUUUUGCAGUUGAUUGGACUGCAGGAAAGCCUAACAAAUCCCGUCGAGAGCUAUUCGAAUCCAGCACGCCUGUUGCUAGCGAAAAUACUCUACCACUACAGUAAGCAGAUGUCACUCCUGGUGUUGGAAGUGCUCUGCCAUUUUCCCACAGUGUUGCCGCAUCGAGAGGAGCGAGAUUAUGAUCAUAGUGAUCCUUUAAUUACGGUCUUGAAGCAUCUGCUGAUGUGCCAUCAGUACAAUGUAAGUGAUCCCCAAGGACCGGACCGUGCGCUAAUAUCCAAGCUUCGGUUUGAAUACCACUUCCAGCCAUUUGAGCCAACGAAGCAGCAGGUGAUCGAGAACCUAGUGGAGAAGAUUAAAGCGGGCCGCGCCCAUCAGCUGAGCUAUGCCUUUGCCCUCUUCUGCAGGCGAAGCAUCCAACUCAAUGUGGCCAACUUACUGGCGGAACAUCUGAUGCCGCUUGCCAACAGCUACUGUGAUUUCUGUGUAGAGAACGAGGAAUACGAUGCACGCAUGGAAAGCCUGCUGCAGUGCACGUCGACGAUUGUCAAGCAGCUACGGCUGGACGGACAAUCGGAUAUCACGGGCUACAUAGCGCUUUUCAAGCGGAUACUCGUGGCGGUGCCACGGCCUGGCGUGCAGGAGGCAGCCGUUCAGGCCAUACUACGCAUGCAACGAUUCGGCUACGCAUUUGUUGUGGAAGCCUUGCAGAGCUACAGGCCUGACCACCAAUUAACAUCGCUGACACGCGCAAUGCUUCGCACCUUUGUUGAGCGACGCCAGCAGUACCUGCUAGCAUCGAGGGUAUAAUUCAACUGAAACAGUUCCGAAUAUCGAGUUGGUAGUUUGUAUGAAUUUUAACUAUUUAUUUGUAUGUAUAUAGUAUAUAUAUAUAUAUUAUUUUGAAUUAAACUAAAUGCCAACUGCAAGUGAUAUUUUUACAAUUUUUCACUUAGAACUAAAAUGAACUUGCAUUAGAAAGGAAUACACAUUAAAUGUUAUAAAUGAUUGCACGUUAAAUCAAACAAAAAAGCGUGGAGUGUGUGUAUGUGUGUGCUAUGUCAAUCGAGCAACAUAAAGAUUAGCGUAAUUUCAAAUAUACAAGAGUGUUUGUUUCGUUCAGAGUUUCGUGACUGUACAACAAGCAUGGGGAUAUACACACAUAUGUAAGUAGAUCAAUAUAAGUAUUAUUAACUACGCCGCCUGCAAGUCGAAAAGCCUUAAGCAGCAGAUAGAGCAACAACUUGUGACUAAGUUGAGGUAAGGUACUUGUGAACUUGGGCUAAACGUUCAGCUUGAAUU
This is a messenger RNA of Drosophila hydei, 5195 nucleotides long. RefSeq names its product little elongation complex subunit 1 (gene Ice1). The transcript is spliced from 2 exons. Bases 306 to 4703 code for a protein of 1465 amino acids. The record is from RefSeq and is a predicted model, not a curated record. NCBI's taxonomy places the organism in Eukaryota, Metazoa, Arthropoda, Insecta, Diptera, Drosophilidae.